Molecule: messenger RNA, 8277 nt
Organism: Pelmatolapia mariae (spotted tilapia)
Lineage: Eukaryota; Metazoa; Chordata; Actinopteri; Cichliformes; Cichlidae
Gene: dock8
Product: dedicator of cytokinesis 8
Exons: 48
Coding region: 207-6431 (2074 amino acids)
Biological process (GO): positive regulation of establishment of T cell polarity; positive regulation of GTPase activity; small GTPase-mediated signal transduction
Cellular component (GO): cell leading edge
Molecular function (GO): guanyl-nucleotide exchange factor activity
Source: RefSeq, a predicted model, not a curated record
UGUCUCUACGGGAUGGCUCUCAUUAAAUGCGGAAGUUUACACCCAGUUAAGCCGCUGCCGCCGCAACGAAGAUGAGCGUUGGUGUGACAGUUGAGCUGUAGCGAAGCUGGAGAAGCGGUGCGUCGGAGAGAGCGACGGUGCCAAACCGCGAGAAAACACCAAAGCCACCAGCGACACCGCCGCGGGACUGGACUUCAGACUCGCGUAUGGCUUCUCUGGGCAGCGCAGAUCGGCGGGCUUUCGCUCUGAAAAUCAACAGGCACUCUUCUGCAGAGAUCAGGAAACACUUUAGUGGGAACCAUGGCUUGCAGCACAGCCGAACCAACUCUAACGCUUCGGCCACAGUGUGGCUUACUGUGCCUCAGACGUAUGAUGCAGUGGAGCCCUUGGACCUAGAGGAAUUCUUCAUGUCACAGUUAAAAAGUGGAGACUCUGCCCUGAUGCAAGAAUUUGGAGACUUUCCUGAUGAUGACCUGAAGGUGGAGCAGGUGGAAAAGGAGUGUCGCACUAUUCGACACUCUGUCCCAGAGGAUGGAGUGGAACUAGAUCCGCAUGUAAGAGACUGCAUAAAGAGUUACACCCAGCCGUGGCUUGUCGUCUCCAGAAGAUGCCAGGGGGAUGGCUGGAGUGUGUAUUCAGAGCGAACUGGCCUACACAAACUUCUUCGGAAACAGACCUUUGAGUCGGAUUUUCAGCCAGAAAAUCAAGAAAAAACCGUCAAGUCACCAACUCUAGCAACGUUGACUGAUGACUCUGGCCACACGCUGACCUCCUCUGACUUUAACUUGCGGUGCCUGACUCCAGACAAGAGAGUUGAGGGUCUUCUGGCUUUCAGCAGCCAUGAAGAGCUGGAUCGUUUAAACCAGGAAACACGGCAAGGGAACAGGCACCCUGAGCUGUUUGCGCUCUACCCACCACCUGAUGAGGAAGAUACAGUGGAAAUCCGUCCUGUUCCCGACUGCCCCAGAGAACACAUUGGAGAGCGCGUUAUGAUCAGAUGCCAGUCUAUAAAGUUUGAAAUAGAAAUUGAACCCAUAUUUGCCACCAUGGCACUGUAUGAUCUGAAAGAGAAGAAAAAGAUAUCUGAGAAUUUCUACUGUGACCUGAACUCUGAACAGUUUAAGAACUUCUUGAAAAAUCACACUGACCACAUUGAUCCGUCCUCGACAGCCAAAUCUGCCAUCUUCUCUAUCACCUACCCUUCCACAGAUAUAUAUCUCGUCAUUAAGAUUGAAAAGGUCCUUCAGCAGGGAGAGAUCAGUGACUGUGUCGACCCCUACGUGACACUGAGGGAAUGCGACUCUGGAAAGAACAAGGACAAAAUUGAGAAGCUGCGGAACCAGGCGGAUAGUUUCUGCCAGAGGCUGGGUCGCUAUCGCAUGCCAUUUGCCUGGGCAACUGUUAAUAUAAUGGAAGUGAUCAGCUCUGCUACAUUGGAGCGUGACAUCACAGACUCUGAGAACACAAAAGGAGGAAAAUCCAGCAGCAUUGACCGGAGAGGACUCCCUAGGAGGAACUCUGAACGUUACAGUACCAUCGAUGAACCGUUUUGCAACGUUUCUGGCUUCAAGCCUGCCACCAUCACUAUCUCCACCAUCAUCAAACAGGAAGGAGAUCGUCUAAGCGAUGAGGAUUUGCUCAAGUCCCUGACUGAGAUGAAGAAACCACAGAAGAGAAUCAAGACAAUACCAGGUACCAUAAAAUUGGACAUGUCUCCAGUCAAUGAUACACCAACAUCAUGUUUGUCAACUGAGCUUAUCCCUCUUAAACCUGUGGCUGAGAAAAGCACUCGUCUCAUUAAGGAGGUGCUAGAGUUCCCCUCCAGUGAGGUUUAUGUUCCUCACAACAUCUACAGGAAUCUGCUCUAUGUCUACCCCCAGAGGCUCAACUUUGUCAACAGGUUGACAUCGGCUAGAAAUAUUACCAUCAAAAUCCAGUUUAUGAGUGGAGAGGAUCCUGGCUCGGCUAUGUGUGUCAUUUUUGGGAAAUCGAGUGGCCCUGAAUUUUUAAGUGAAGUCUAUACCCCUGUUACCUACCAUAACAAGUCUCCAGACUUCUAUGAGGAAGUGAAGAUUGCUCUUCCAGCACGUCUGACGGAGAGGCAUCACUUGCUGUUCACGUUCUUCCACAUCAGCUGUCAGCAGAAACAGAACCAGAGCAGCAGCUGUGAGACGCUCAUUGGAUACUCUUGGCUGCCCAUAUUGAAUAUUGAUCGACUGCAGACUGGUCAGUACUGUCUGCCCAUCAUCUUGGAGCGUCUCCCUGUCAACUACUCUCUACACACACCUGAGAAACUUCCUCUUCAGGUCCCUCCAGUCAAGUGGAUGGAGGGUCACAAGGGACUUUUCAACCUUGAAAUCCAGGCCGUGUCAUCCGUGCACACACAGGACAACCACCUGGAGCGUUUCUUCACCCUCUGCCAUGCACUGGAGGGUGGAGUAACAUUCCCUGUGCGGAUCAGGGAGGAGAAGAUUCCAGAGAACAAGCUGGAGCAUGAGCUGAAGCUCAGCAUCAUAGCCCUGUCCUCGUCCAGUCUAGAGGCUCUGGUCCUCUUCCUCCACCGAGUGCUAGAUAAACUCUUCACUCUCAUCAUGCAGCCCAUGGUCAUUGCUGGCCAGACCGCCAAUCUGGCACAGAUAGCCUUUGAGUCAGUGGUGUCCAUCGUCAACAGCCUUCAUAACAGCCAGGAACUGAUCAGGGACCAGCUGGGUAGGAACAGCCUCUUGGCAACCUACCUGUACUGGGUGUUUCGCCUGCCCGAUCCCCCUCGAGACAUGCAGAAUGCAGGUACAGGUGGCGCAGUACCUUCAGCAGAGAGCCGAUACAGCACCAUGGGUCGGGCCACGGCUGCCACCGUUGGCAGUAUGCUUCUCCAGUCCAGGAUCAGAAGCAGCAGCAACCCUGAUAUUCCAGGCCCGCAUAACUCCGCUGAAGAUGACGAGGUCAAAAAUAUUCUCUCUGCCAAGGGCCACAACAACCCAGGCAGCCGCAUGUCCACCUACGUAGACGUAAACAACCAUCAGAACCCAUCAGGAAACACCAGGCCAUCCAACAGAAAGCAAUUUCAUGAGGAGCUGGCCCUGCAAAUGGUUGUCAGCACCGGGGUCUGCAGAGAAAAUGCCUACAAAUACGCCUGGUUCUUCUUUGAGCUGCUGGUGAAAAGCAUGGCUCAGCAUGUGUCCCAGCUGGACAAGUACAAUAUUCCUCGCAGAAGUCGCUUCUCUGACCGAUUUAAAGAUGACAUCACCACCAUUGUCUCUGUGGUUACAGCUGAGAUUGGGACCAUCCUGGUCAAACAACAAAAGGAGGUAGAGCAAGCAGAGAAAGUCAACAUCAGUCUGGCUUUUUUCCUUUAUGACCUGAUGUCUCUCAUGGACAGAGGAUUUGUAUUCCACCUAGUGAAAAACUAUUGCAAUCAGAUGUCGGCUAAGAGUGUUUCAAUGCCGACACUGAUCAGCAUGCGUCUAGAGUUCCUGCGAAUCCUGUGCAGUCAUGAGCACUAUCUCAACCUGAGCCUCUUCUUCAGCAGCCCUGCCUCCGCACCCGCCUCACCGUGUCCAUCCAUCUCCUCACAGAGUUCUGGUUCAUGCAGUUUCCAGGAGCAGCAGAGGAUCUUGGCUCUGUUUGAACUUUCUCCUGAAUUCAAGCAGCAACACUACCUCACGGGUCUGUUACUGACAGAGCUCAGUGCAGCGCUAGACAUGGAGUCAGAGGGGGGAAAGGUCCAGAGAAGGUCCAUCAAUGCAAUCUACAGCCUGCUGUGUGCUCAUGAUCUUGACCAUCGCUGUAUUAAACCUGAAGUCAGGGCCAAGGUGGCUGCUCUCUACCUCCCCCUGGUGGGGAUUAUUAUAGAAUCCACUAACUACCUGGAUUUCACUGUUUCUGACUCGCGCAGCGGGAAAAACAAGUCAGGCGGACCUGAUGAUGACCUUGAAAAUGUCCCACCUAUCAAUCAGUCUGUUGCCAUGGCAAUUGCUGGGAACCCCUUCAACACACUGGGACGGAACGCUCUUCUUUCCAUGGCAUCUAUGCAAGGUAAAUCCAUAGCCACCCUGGCUGCAGACACCAGUCGCCACCUUUUGGUGUGCUUCCUGUGGGUGAUGAAGAAUGCCGAUAGGAUCCUGAUUCAGCGCUGGACUAUAGAUAUGCCUCCCUCACAGCUCAACAAACUGUUGGAGCUCCUCACCAUCUGUAUCUCCUGCUUUGAGUAUAGGGGAAAGCAGAGCAGUGACAAAGUGAGCACCCAGGCCUUACAGAAAUCUCAGCAGGCCAAACAUCAGUUGGAGGAGGCCCUGCUGAGAGGAAUGGGAGCCCGUGGGGAAAUGAUGAAACGAGUUGGAGGAACAGAUAGGACCAUGGGUCAGAGAGAGGUCCUCCGCUGGAGAAAGGAUCUCACUCAGUGGCGACAGACCAAUGACAGACAGGAUAAGACUAAAGCUGAGUUGGACCAGGAAGCUCUGAUCAGUGGGAACUUAGCCACAGAGUCAAACCUCAUAGUGCUCGACCUGCUGGAGACAAUCGUCCAGGCGGUGCCAUUGGCUGAUUGUAAGGACAGCGUAGUUGGCGGGGUGCUGAAGGUGUUACUCCACUCUCUCACCUGCAACCAGAGUACCACUUUCCUCUCUCACACCUUCAGCACGCUCAGAGCACUUGUCGUCAAGUUUGGAGAUCUGUUGUUUGAAGAGGAGGCGGAGCAGUGUGCAGACCUGUGCCAGAAGGUGCUUCAGUACUGCAGCAGCCCUGUGGAUGAGAACAGAAGCCAGGCCUGUGCCACCCUCUAUCUCAUCAUGAGAUACAGCUACAGUAAUGCCAGUAAUUUCUCGAGAGUCAAGAUGCAGGUCACCAUGUCUCUGGCCUCGCUGGUGGGCAAGUCUUCAGACUUCCAGGAGGAGUACUUAAGACGCUCUCUGCGCACCAUCCUGGCCUAUGCAGAGGAGGACACUGAGAUGCAGAAUACUCAGCUUCCCUCCCAGGUGGAUGAGCUUCUAAGAAACCUGAACAGUAUUUUAUCCGACACAGUGAAGAUGAGGGAGUUUCAGGAAGAUCCUGAAAUGCUCAUGGACCUCAUGUACAGGAUAGCAAAAGGCUACCAGACGUCUCCUGACCUCCGCCUGACCUGGCUGCAGAACAUGGCAGAGAAGCACAACAACAGGAAGUGUUACACGGAGUCUGCAAUGUGUCUGGUGCACGCUGCCGCCCUGGUGGCUGAGUACCUCAGCAUGUUGGAGGAUCACAAGUACCUGCCUGUUGGCAGUGUCACCUUUCAGAAUAUCUCCCCCAAUGUGCUGGAGGAGUCUGCGGUGUCGGACGACAUCCUGUCCCCGGAUGAGGAUGGGGUGUGCUCAGGUCGCUACUUCACGGAGAGCGGCCUGGUGGGAUUGCUGGAGCAGGCUGCUGAGCUCUUCAGCAAUGGUGGUCUUUAUGAGGCAGUAAACGAGGUCUACAAGAUCAUCAUACCAAUCCUAGAGGCACAUAGAGAUUUCAGAAAACUGGCGUCAACACAUGACAAACUUCAGAGAGCCUUUGAUAACAUCAUUCAGAAGGGACAUAAGAGGAUGUUUGGAACUUAUUUCCGAGUGGGCUUUUAUGGGGCCAAGUUUGGUGAUUUGGAUGAACGGGAAUUCAUCUACAAGGAGCCUGGGAUCACACAUCUGCCCGAGAUAUCACACAGGCUGGAGAACUUCUACAGUCAGUGCUUUGGAGAUGACACACUGGUGAUGAUUAAGGACUCUACACCAGUGGACAGAAAACAGCUCAACCCCAAUAAGGCAUAUAUCCAGAUCACUUAUGUGGAACCCUACUUUGACGACUAUGAGAUGAAAGACCGACUGACAAACUUUGAGAAGAACUUUAACCUGCGGCGCUUCAUGUACACCACACCCUUCACCAAGAGUGGGCGACCUCGGGGUGAACUCAAUGAACAGUACAAGAGAAAGACCAUCCUCACCACCAUGCAUGCUUUCCCCUAUGUCAAGACCCGCAUCAAUGUCAUUCAGAAAGAGGAGUUUGACUUGACGCCUAUCGAGGUGGCCAUAGAGGACAUGCAGAAGAAGACCAGAGAGCUCGCGGUUGCCACACACAGAGAACAACCCGAUGCUAAGAUGUUACAGAUGCUGCUACAGGGCUCUGUGGGAGCCACUGUUAACCAGGGCCCGUUGGAGGUGGCCCAGGUCUUCUUGAAUGAGAUCCCAGCGGACCCAAAGCUCUUCCGUCACCACAACAAACUGCGCCUGUGUUUCAAAGAAUUUAUAAUGAGGUGCGGUGAAGCAGUUGAGAAGAAUAAGCACCUGAUUGCAUCAGAUCAGAAGGAGUACCAGCAGGAGCUGAAGAAGAACUACAACCGCCUGAGAGAGAACCUAAGGCCAAUGCUGGAGAGGAAGAUUCCCGAACUCUAUAAACCCAUCAUCAGGCCUCGGCUGGAGAACAGGUAAACAGAGCCACCGCACCAGACGGCUUUGACAAGGGAAACGGAGGGAUUCCUUCAAACGUCUAAGUUUCCGCAGAACUCAGGAGGAAAACUCCUGAGUGCUUCAGACAGGAAGGGGAGGCUGUCACACAAGUGAGAGAGAAAAAGAGAAGAUAAGAUGAAAGAAGAGGGGGGGGAAACAAGAAAAGGAACAGCAGGAGCAGUACGCCGUGUCAACAAUGGAAGACUCGCGGUUUCUCAGUGAUCUGGCAAUGUGUAUUAAUGUUGGCUGCGUGUUCACUUUUAUGAUGUCAGGCUGUUUGUAAGAGGAGGGAAAGGCGAGUGAGCACAUACAAAAAUGGAUGGUGGGAAUCACCGGCAAAGUGUAGCUUAUUGAGCAUUUCACUGUAAAAUCUUCAGUUGCUGUGUUAAUUUCCAUUUUUGGAUAACUUCAAGUCCUCAAAAUGCUGCAAACACUUCCUCUGGGUCAGUAAACUAGCUCUCUUUGGUCCUUACUAAUCCCAGGCCUGUUGUGUGUGUGUGUGUGUGUGGGUGUGUGGGUGUGUGUGUGCACCAAUAAUGCUCGUGUUCUGUGUAUGUACAUGUAUAUAGAUGUAUGUGAAUGUCUGAAUGAAUGUGUGUUUAUUUAGAUUGUGUUUAGAUUAGAAGCUUUUGGUGCCAUACUGAAGUCACUUUGUACUCAGUGAUGAUAAAUGAUUCUGUUAUGUGCUAAAGGGCCUCUGAAAUUCCACUCUGGGCGUCUAUGCAUGACAUGUUCCAGUGUGAGCAGUGAGUGUGGAUGGAUUUUUGUGCACUGGAAAAAUAGGUACAGAUUCAUGUGUUAACAGUUGAGGCCAGCCAUGUACCUGGAUAUGUAGCUAACAGAAAAGUUUAACUUAUUAAGAGUUUCACAGGAGACAGAUAGGCUUUUAAGGCUCUAAAACACACGUGGAAUACACAUAAAGUGUGCAUUGUGGAUAUAUUUGAAAUAUUACUUCAGAUAAUAACAAGAUGUUUACAAAGUUGUUAAAACUAUUUUGCGUUGUAUUUUAUGGAAAUGUAUUUUUAGAUAAAAUAACAGCAAUAAUGAUACUAAUUGGAAGUAUAUUAUUCAGUCGGCGGGAUUCAGUGACUGAGUUUACUGUACAAUCUCAGCGUAUGUUCCAACAGUUUCAGUUGCUCUCUGUAAGUAGACCACGCUUCCUGCAAUACACACAGUGCCAAAUUCAAUUCCUUAUGUAUUUACUUAAGAAGUGAGGAACUUCAGCAGAAAUGCAAUAAUGUAAAAAGUCACUCCACACGGAUUUACUUUGCAAAUUAUGUUUACUCAGUAUGUGAGAACACAUUCCAGUGAAGAAAUUUAUUACUGCUUUGAAAUAUUAAAUUGUGACAACUUGAUUUUAUGUGACAUCGAUGAAACAUUUCAUCUAAAUGAUGUUAUGUUGCAGGUCAUUCUGUAUUGCAGUGAUGUAAAUGCGCCUGGAGUUUCAAAAAUGGGUGUACAUGUUUGUCAGUGUGAUUAAUGCUCAUGGAAAUAUUUGUUUCUAGGUACAUAUCUUAUUUAUUAGCUGCUGGGUGGGUUUUUUUUUUUGGUUUUUUUUGUGGGGUGGCUAAAUAAAAUGAUAGCCAUGCAGUAUGCAUCAGCUGUGAGCAUUGAUAAAAAUGUAUACCUAUUUUUAAAACGUGUACCACGUUAGCGCUGUAAGAUGUAUUCAUGGGAUACACCCACUGAGACUGCGUUCAUGUUUCAUGGUUAUCCUUUAUGUUCGUACAUAUUUUUUGUUUUUUGUUUUUUUUAUGUAGAUCUUUUUUUUUCCAUUGUCAUACUUACAAUGCUGUUGAAGAACCUGAAUAAAAAUUAAUAUAUGUCA